UAUACCCCAGGGCAGCUUCUUCGUCUCCAAUCGGACUGACGUUGCUCCACAGAGACAGUGAGAUAGAGAGAGCGAGCGAGCGAGCGAGAUGGGAGGAGGGCACGGGCAUGGCGAGGGCACUACUUACAAGGGGUUCACGGUGCACCAACCGAAGCGGUGGCAUGCCGUCACCGGCAAAGGCCUCUGCGCCAUCAUGUGGUUUUGGGUCUUGUACCGGGCUAAGCAGGAUGGGCCUGUAGUGCUGGGUUGGCGACAUCCGUGGGAGGGCCAUGGAGAUUCCCAUGGCCAUGGAAGUGAACAUGAGUCAUCUCACUGAGAAGCAGGAAGCAGGAAGUUUUGAGGAUCAGUGGAGCCUCCGGGACUCGAAUGUUGCAAAUCUUUGUUCAUUUCUGUUUAAUAAAACAGUGAUCAUGAUGAGAUUGUGACGAUCAACACUGCCAAACUUCUCGACAUCGUUUUUCUCAGCAUGUUAAUUGCUUGAAAUAUUGUAUGUUCACUCAUGGAUGGGAACUUUAUUUUACUUCAAUGGUAAUUAUGUGAAGCAACUGCUUCUUCUGAUUA
Messenger RNA from Punica granatum (pomegranate), 561 nucleotides. Lineage: Eukaryota; Viridiplantae; Streptophyta; Magnoliopsida; Myrtales; Lythraceae. The record is from RefSeq and is a predicted model, not a curated record.